GUUUUGUUUUAUUACUAACUUAAUAUUCUACACUGUAGAACAGUGUAUACAGUAUUUCUAUUUCAAUAAUUAUAAUAUCAGAUAAAAUAUUAUUAUUAUCCUGCUGCAAUGGAAUCAGAGGGAGAAGAGUGUGGAAGCCACAGAGGAUCCAGCCCAGUCCAGAUGCAGCCAAACUACUUGGAUGGUCAAGGUCGAGACAACUCAAGGUCAAUGCCUCAUUCACAACAUCAAGGAACAGACAUGGACAACUGUGAUUGGCCAAUCCAUGAACCAGAUCAACAUCAAGUCAUCAAUGAAGUAAGGUAUCACAUCCAACUCAAUGUUGAUAAUCAGAAACAAAGUGUAUAUUUGGACCACAAUUACUCGAAACAUCCAAUUGAUAUAAUUCGGUUAAAACCAGAGGAACUAGUUGAAGGAGGAGAACAACAACUCAAGGUAGAAGUUGAAGUGAGAAGUGGAGAAAUAAAGCAAGAGAGUGACACCUGUUUGCGGAUUGAAAGCAUCUAUUCUCUUUCCUCAGAUAGGCCUAGACUGAACUUUGACUCCUCUGUAAUUGAACAAAUAAAAUUUGAAACUGAAGAAAUCAAGGAGGAACACACAUCCUUUGAAACAGACCAUUCACAUGCAUUGAUGCAAAUCAAAGGUUUUUCUCCUGAUGCAGUAUCUGAACAUUAUGGAAGUGAGAAUGUGUCAUCUGUAGUGGGUCGACCAUUAUUUGAGGAACAGGGAGGUUCAAGCUUCCAUAGGUCUAUUGAUGCAACUCCUGGAAACACUAUGAUGAAAGAUUCUGAAGAAGAUUGCAAUGAGGUGGACUUACUAAUCGAAAAUGCAAGGAAGAAUGUGAUUCAUGCAGAAAGUGAUAGUGAAUCAACAAAGUGUCAGUUGAGUGGUGAAGAAUUCAACAGCACAAGAGAAAUAAAUCUUCAUUAUAGAAAACACAUAGGUGGAAAACAUGCUUGCAAACUCUGUGAUUAUAAAACAACAAAGAAAUCAAAUCUUGUCAUUCAUCUAAGGACACACACAGGAAAAAGACCCUUCAGCUGUGAUUUAUGUGAUUACAAAGCAACACAGAAAUCAAAUCUCAUCACUCAUCUAAGGACACACACAGGAGAAAAACCCUUCAGCUGUGAUUUAUGUGAUUACAAAGCAACAACGAAAUCAUGUCUCAUCACUCAUCUAAUGACACACACAGGAGAAAAACCCUUCAGCUGUGAUUUAUGUGAUUACAAAGCAACACAGAAAUCAGAUCUCAUCAUUCAUCUAAGGACACACACAGGAGAAAAACCCUUCAGCUGUGAUUUAUGUGAUUACAAAGCAACAACGAAAUCAUGUCUCAUCACUCAUCUAAUGACACACACAGGAGAAAAACCCUUCAGCUGUGAUUUAUGUGAUUACAAAGCAACACAGAAAUCAAAUCUCAUCACUCAUCUAAUGACACACACAGGAGAAAAACCCUUCAGCUGUGAUUUAUGUGAUUACAAAGCAACACAGAAAUCAGAUCUCAUCAUUCAUCUAAGGAUACACACAGGAGAAACACCUUUCAGCUGUGAGUUCUGUGACUACAGAGCAAAACGUAAAUCAUAUCUCAUCACUCAUCUAAUGACACACACAGGAGAAAGACCUUUCAGCUGUGAGUUCUGUGACUACAGAGCAAAACGUAAAUCAAUUCUCAUCUCUCAUCUAAGGACACACACAGGAGAAAGACCUUUCAGCUGUGAUUUAUGUGAUUACAGAGCAAAACGUAAAUCACAUCUCAUAAUUCAUCUAAGGACACACACGGAAGAAAGACCUUUUAGCUGUGAGUUCUGUGACUACAGAGCAAAACGUAAAUCAAUUCUCAUGACUCAUCUAAUGACACACACAGGAGAAAGACCUUUCAGCUGUGAUUUAUGUGACUACAAAGCAGCAACGAAAUCAUCGCUUACUAGACAUCUGAAUACACACAAUGUAGAAAGAUCUUUUAGCUGAUAUCUUUGUGAUUACAAAUCAACAAUGAUAUCAAAUCUCGUCACUCAUCUAAGGACAGACACAGGAGAAAGACUCUUCAGCUGUGAUUUAUGUAAUUACAAAACAAUAAAGAAAUCAUUCCUCAUCACUAAUCUAAGGACACACACCGGAGAAAGAUCCUGAUCAUACUUGAAUUGCAUUGCCCCUUUCUCUCUUUAUCUGUCUGUCAUUGUCUACCAUGUGGCUAGCUUUACUCCUACCACAGCUGCACAAAACAAUUCUGUGGUAUUCAUAGAAAACCAGACACUUUCAUUUUUCAGUCAUGAAAUUCUUCUUCUGUCAAUAUCAUUGAAAUAUGCACUGUCAUAACAGUGAUGUUCAGGCUACUUCUGCUCCUUUAAAUUUUACAUUUAUCUCCUGUCAUUGUUCCUUCUAAAGUUUAGUUUUUUCAAUUAAUACAGUAUUCUCCAGUUAUCAGAGAUGAUUCGUGAUUUUUUUGGUGGUUUGGUUUUCAUCUCAUCUAAAUUCUGGUUUUCUAGUUUAUAUAAUCAUAUAUUUAGGACCAAAGAUUGAACAAAACUUAUUGAGUGAUAAACACAACCUCCUUUGUACUGUUUCUAUGCAAAUUUGAGAAAGGAACUGUUUUGGAUAAGAUAUAAAUUUCCAAUAAUAAUACCUCUAUUAUAUAAUGCUUCAAAUUAUACAUUUCAAUUUAUUCUUUCUUGUUCUAUUCCUGACAUGUUUGACUUUACUCACAUUCAUAAGUUUAUUCAUUCAUUUGUUUCUGUAUUGUGAUUUUUAUAUUGAGGAUGUACAUUAAUACUUAAUAGCUGUUAGCCCUCAAACUUUAGUUCCACAGGCAGCUCCUUAUGUGUUAUUUCGAUUUACCAAGUUACUUGUUUGAGGAUUGAUUGUUAUUUUGCUGAACUUUGUAUUAUGUAUUAUUAUUUUUAUUAUCAAAGCGAAAUAAAAUUUUAUUUGAUUUAUAGUUGAUCCAAGGUA
Messenger RNA from Nilaparvata lugens (brown planthopper), 2949 nucleotides. Its product is annotated as gastrula zinc finger protein XlCGF57.1-like. Bases 109 to 1968 code for a protein of 619 amino acids. NCBI's taxonomy places the organism in Eukaryota, Metazoa, Arthropoda, Insecta, Hemiptera, Delphacidae. The record is from RefSeq and is a predicted model, not a curated record. The transcript has 2 exons. Gene Ontology annotation, biological process: regulation of transcription by RNA polymerase II. Gene Ontology annotation, molecular function: RNA polymerase II cis-regulatory region sequence-specific DNA binding; DNA-binding transcription factor activity.